AUGCCCGUGCUGUCGCCGCGCCCCCGCGCGGCCGCGCGCGGCGCCGGCGGCGAUAGCGCGCCGGCGGGCAUGGGCAUGAUGAUGGGCCAGGACACGGUUGGCGGCUCCGCCGGCGGCAUGAGCAUGGGCGGAGGCAUGGGCAUGGGGCCAAUGAUGGGACCCGGCCAGCAGAUGGGCUACAUGCAGGCCGCCAUGGCGCUGCUGGCCAACCACCAGAAAGUCUCGCGCAGCUUCCAUGCAAUUGCUAACGGCGUUCAGUCCACCACCACCUCGUCGGACCCCGCCGUGGCUGCGCUAAUCCAGGCGCACGUCGCGCAGAUGCGCGCCGCGCUCGCGCGCUGCGCGGCGGCGCCGGGCGGCGGGUGCGGCGCGGGCGCGGCGCCGGUGCGGCCGCGCGACCCGCUGUUCGCGGCUGUUUUUGCCAAUGCCAGAGACCUGUCGCUGCAGGCCACAAAUACGACGACGCAAGCCGGCGCCCCCCUGGGCGUGGCCGCCGUGGAGACCGGGAAGACCCCGUUCGCCACCAAACUCGCCCUGGCCCACGCCGCCGUCGUGGACGACUUUGUGACGCGCGGCAUGGCGGCCGCCAUGGAGUCUCACACGGUCCCAAAGGCGUGA
Molecule: messenger RNA, 618 nt
Organism: Monoraphidium neglectum
Lineage: Eukaryota; Viridiplantae; Chlorophyta; Chlorophyceae; Sphaeropleales; Selenastraceae
Exons: 2
Coding region: 1-618 (205 amino acids)
Source: RefSeq, a predicted model, not a curated record